AGGGGAACUUCAUCAAUGUAAACUUUAAUCAGUUCCGGUGGUAAACGUAAAAUUAUUAUAGGCUUUAUCAUAUCCGAUUGUUUCCGAUGAAUAACGGGGAUUCUAUACAGUGCAAAAUCGUCUGAAUAUGUCAAAAUGGCCAAUAGUGAUCGCCAUUUUCGCUGCUGCUAUUGGUUACCAGAUUUACAACUCAUUACGUCACCCCAUUCCCCUGGAUUUGGAGGAUAGUGACAAAAUAUCGGUACUGGACGCCAUCGGUCGUACCGGAAACAGUCUGGUGUUGACUGCAGCGAAGAUUGGAGUGGACCUCGCGGCAAUAAAACCAGUAAAAUCUCUGGUGGACAGUGUGUACUCUUUUAUUCUGAAUGGAUUCUCUCCAGAAGCAAAUAAAGAUAUUGAGAUUCUGGACACAGCGAUAGCAGACGUUCCAGUGCGUGUGUUCAUUCCAAGGAAACAUAAGACUGUCAUCUUUCCCGCCAUGAUAUACCUACACGGGGGAGGCUGGUCCUGGCUAUCCGUUGAUGUCUACAGUCGAUUUCUCAGCCAUCUUUCUAACGCCACGGGAUUACUGAUCAUUGCACCAAGAUAUCGACAAUCUCCUGAACAUGUCUUUCCAGCCAAUCUGGAAGACUGCCGUAAUGUUACUUGGGCAACGUUGGCGGGGAAAAGUGGACUUUCAAUCCAUACUGGUUAUGUCAUUAUUGCCGGAGAUGAGGCUGGUGGCAACAUGGCGGCUUCUCUGGCUACAGAAUUUCGUUCCAAAAUUUUCAUGCAGAUCCUUAUAAAUCCUAUGUUGCAAAUGUUUGAUUUCCAUACCCCAUCCUUCCAAGAUCAUAAAGAAUUGCUAACAGGUGUGACAUCACCUGCAAGAUCAGCUAUUCGGUGGUUAAGAUAUACUGGUCAUUCUGUAAGCUGGUUCCCAGCCUUACUUAAGAAUGCUCAUCGAUUCCCUUCACCAGAAGUCAUGAAACACCAAUCAUAUUUAGACUCAAAAACUUACCUACCUUCCUACCUCAAGCUGACAGAGUCGCAUACUAUUCAAUCAAAGGAAUACGACAGUGUUAUAAGCAAUAAAUUGAAAAACUUAAUAGUUUCGGAAUCUCUUUGCCCAGCACUAACCAAUAAUGUUAGAGGUGUUCCCAAUGUUUAUAUAAUAACUUCCCAAUUCGAUGUGUUUAGGGAUGAGGCAGUCAUGUACGUCACGAGACUGCAUCAAGAAAGUGGUUCCAAGGUGAAAUUAAAACACUACAAACAAGCCUUCCAUGGCUUCUUUCCGUUUGCUGGAAACAAAGGGUGGUUUCAGUUUAAAGUGAGUGACCAGGCUCUACAAGAAUUGGUUGAGUUUAUCAGCUACCAGGUGCACAGAGUGAUGAAAAACCCAAUUUCUUAGCAAAGUCUGAUGAACUGAAGUAUUCAAAACAAACCUUU
This is a messenger RNA of Saccostrea cuccullata (small rock oyster), 1428 nucleotides long. Its product is annotated as arylacetamide deacetylase-like. The transcript has 4 exons. Gene Ontology annotation, molecular function: hydrolase activity. Bases 128 to 1390 code for a protein of 420 amino acids. Lineage: Eukaryota; Metazoa; Mollusca; Bivalvia; Ostreida; Ostreidae. The record is from RefSeq and is a predicted model, not a curated record.